Lotus japonicus is the source of this 943-nucleotide messenger RNA. RefSeq lists its product as uncharacterized. The record is from RefSeq and is a predicted model, not a curated record. NCBI's taxonomy places the organism in Eukaryota, Viridiplantae, Streptophyta, Magnoliopsida, Fabales, Fabaceae. The transcript is spliced from 3 exons. Bases 80 to 697 code for a protein of 205 amino acids.
UAUAUUAUUUCUCCCCCAAAACUCGUUUCCCUCUCUCAAUCUCAAUCUCUUUCUCUCUGUUUCCUCACAAAUCAAUCAAAUGAAUCCUUCAAAUUCAAUAUCUCAAUUUGAACAGGAAGAGUUACUCGACAAAUUGGAGGUUUUCAAGAUCAAAGGCAGAGACAAACAAGGCCGCAAGAUCCUCCGCAUUAUCGGAAAAUUCUUCCCUGCGCGCCUGGUGAGUGUUGACGUUCUGAAGAAGUACCUAGAGGAGAGGAUUUUCCCGAAGCUUGUGAAGAAGAAAUUCUCGGUGCUGUACGUUCACACCGACGUUCACCGGAGCGAGAAUUUCCCCGGAAUCUCCGCUCUCCGAUCUAUCUACGACGCGAUCCCGGCCAACGUCAAGGAGAAUCUGGAAGCCGUCUAUUUCAUUCACCCUGGCCUCCAGUCUCGCCUCUUCCUCGCCACCUUCGGCCGCUUCCUCUUCAACGCCGGGUUGUACGGGAAGUUGAGGUACGUGAGCAGGGUUGAUUAUCUGUGGGAGAGUGUACGGAGGAACGAGGUGGAGGUUCCGGAGUUUGUGUUUGAUCAUGAUGAGGAUUUGGAGUACCGGCCGAUGAUGGAUUACGGCUUGGAGAGUGAUCACGCCAGGGUUUACGGCGGAGCUCCGGCGAUGGAUUCACCGGUCACAACUUACUCCAUGAGGUGUAUCUCAUAGGAUUAGGAUCUCUUUUUUGGAUUCAGUUGAUCCUUACGCAUGUUGUUUUGUCCCUAUGUUGGGUGGGUUUGUUCUUGUCGUGUUUUGUGAACCGGCCUGACCAAUCAAAUUAUUUAGGCCCAUAACGAUGUGGUGUGGAUGCUGAAGUUGUGCAGCAGAAACAAGUUUUUUAUUUUUUAAAGAAUAGUUGUCUUUUUAGGUCUUUGUCAUUGUGAUAUAUGAAAUGGUGGAUGACUAGUGAUUAUA